CUAAUAUUCGCCUCCGAGCUCCCAAGGAACCCUCGCGGCCUCGCGUCUCUGCCUCUAUUCCCCAAGGUUCUUCCUUUGGCGAUCUCUUCUCUCCAUUUUCCGUUCUUUUUUGUUGUAUUUUCUCCAGGAGUUCCGAUAAAUUUGCGGCCUCUCUCGCGCCCUAGCGACUGUUGAAAUCCAUGUUCGUUUGCGCUUCAUGGAUCCCUCUCUGACUCAGCCCGCUCCAGAGGUCGAAGAAGACGAGUGGGAUACGGAUGGGUUUGUGAUCCCAAGUUUGAACGUUGGAGACUCCGAUUUUGGUAAACCAGAUGUGCCGGGAGUAACAGAUCCUAAACCUCCUCCAAAGGCAGUCAAGGAAGCUGAAAAGAUCUACUUGGGACCUCACGGGGCUCCACCUUCUCAAGCCAAGCAGCUAGAGCUGAACGCGGCUGGGCGUAAGCAGCGUUUCAAACAGAAGCUCAAGGAAGCAGAUCGUAAAUUCUCUGGGACGGGGCGUGAAAACAAGGAGGAAAGCCUGAGACAACUCGUGGGCAGUAAGGUAAGCGGUGCAACCAUGCCAAAAACUUCCCCACGAGAUUGGCUUGACCCACAUUGUCACGAGUCUCAGUUUGAGAGGUACCGUCAGUAAGAACAUUAUCAAGAAAAUUCUAAGAUACAUUUGUGGAACAUCUUUUAUAUAGUCUUGAAAGCCCAUUUAUCUACUUUCAAGGGAUGCAUCCUUGUUAUGAACCCUGGAUGUUUUCCAUUAUUACUGAAUGUUUUAUUCUCUAUACUAAAUGUAUUAUGUUCUAUCAUCCUCAUCUAGUCUGGUUUCCUAGUCAUUUUAUCAUCAUCAAGGACUUUAAUUGCA
Phoenix dactylifera (date palm) is the source of this 850-nucleotide messenger RNA. NCBI's taxonomy places the organism in Eukaryota, Viridiplantae, Streptophyta, Magnoliopsida, Arecales, Arecaceae. The record is from RefSeq and is a predicted model, not a curated record.